Molecule: messenger RNA, 2249 nt
Organism: Punica granatum (pomegranate)
Lineage: Eukaryota; Viridiplantae; Streptophyta; Magnoliopsida; Myrtales; Lythraceae
Source: RefSeq, a predicted model, not a curated record
UGUUCUUUCUUUCUCGCAAUUCAUUUAUCUAGUGAAGUACCAUCUUGGCUAGUUCGGGGCUCAUUUUCCGUAGAAAGAAAGUACUUCCUUGGAAAUUGCUUAAACACAUUUGGGGCAAAACAAUCCUCCAAGAAAAUCGAGAAUACCUUUGCAUUUGUUGUCGGCCAAGAAGUUAUUUUCCAUGAAAGCACAUUUGUUGUCAACCUCAGACAAGAAACUUGACACCCUCCAAUGCUCAGACUCUGUAAAUCUUCGAGAUUGUCGCACAAUUCCUCCCCAGUAACCCAACAAAUCUCCCUUCUCCUCUUCCUCUCAAAACCCAUCUCAUCCUCAGCCCUGCCGCGGUCGCCGUCGUCGAGUUCGUCGACUCUUGUUCCUUCUCACGACCACAUUGCCCGCCUGAUCCUCGACCAGAAGACUGCCUCCUCAGCCCUCCACGCCUUCCAAUGGGCCGCGAGCCUCCCCGGCUUCACCCACUCCCAGUCCACCUACCGCGCUCUAGUCCACAAGCUCUGUUCCUUCCGCCGCUUUGAUGCCGUCCACCACCUGCUCGACGAAAUGUCCGGCUCAAUUGGGUCGCCCCCAGACGAGGACAUCUUCCUCACUAUUGUCCGCGGCCUUGGCCGGGCCCGGAUGAUCAAAGAUUCUAUCAAAGUCCUUGACUUGGUGCGCAAGUUCGACCGGGAACCUUCCCUGAAGGUCUACAACUCGGUCCUCGACGUGCUGGUGAAGGAAGACAUUGAUGUGGCUCGGGAGUUCUAUAGGAAGAAGAUGAUGGGGCAUGGAGUCGAGGGCGAUGAGUACACCUUCGGGAUACUGAUGAAGGGCCUAUGCUUAACGAAUAGGAUCGGGGACGGGUUUAAGCUGUUGCAGGUCAUGAAAUUGAGCUCAGUGAAGCCGAACACCGUCAUAUACAACACGUUGCUUCAUGCCCUCUGCAAGAAUGGAAAGGUGGGUCGGGCGAGGAGCUUGAUGAGCGAGAUGGAUGAACCCAAUGAUGUGACCUUCAAUAUCUUGAUAUCGGGUUACUGCAAGGAAGAGAAUCUGGUCCAGGCUCUGGUUCUGUUAGAGAAGAGCUUUAGUUUGGGUUUUGUUCCGGAUCUUGUGACUGUAACCAAGGUGCUUGAGCUCCUCUGCAAUUCGGGACGAGUUAUGGAAGCGGUCGAGGUGUUAGAGAGAGUAGAGAGCAAAGGAGGGGCAGUAGAUGUCGUGGCUUAUAACGCGUUGAUAAAGGGGUUCUGUAAUUCGGAGAAGGUGAAAUUGGGGCGCAGGCUUAUGAAGGAUAUGGAAUCUAAGGGAUGCCUUCCGAAUUUAGACACCUAUAACGUAUUGAUUACGGGUUUUUGUGAUUCUAAUAUGUUAGAUGCGGCAAUGGAAUUGUUUGAUGAGAUGAAAACGGAUGGUGUGAGGUGGAACUUUGACACUUUCGAUGGAUUGAUUCACGGACUCUGUUCGGGAGGAAGGGUGCAAGACGGGUUCAAGAUUUUGGAGCUCAUGGAGGAGAACAAAGGCGGCUCUUCUGGUCGCAUUAGUCCUUAUAACAGCAUACUAUAUGGUCUAUAUCGAGAAGGUCAGAUGCAUGAGGCUCUCGAUUUCAUGAUCAGGAUGGAGAGACUGUUUCCCAGGCAAGUCGAGCGGAGCUCGAGGAUACUCAGGUCCUGUAGAGAGGCCAGCAUGGACGAUGCAAUGAGGGUUUACGAGCAAAUGAAUGAUGAGGGGGGCUCUACAAGCGUAAUAGUCUAUGAUGCCCUGAUUCGAGGGUUCUGUGAAGAAGACCGUGUGAGGGAAUCGUUUGAGAUUAUGAAUGAGAUGAUAUCUAGUAGAUACUUCCCAACUGCUUCGACCUUCAAUUGCCUGAUUAACACGUUCUGCCAGCAGGGGAAGGUUCCGAGCGGUUUGAAGCUAUUGGAGGAUUUGGUAGGGAGAGGAUGCAUGCCCGAUGGAGAAAGUUAUGCUCCAUUGAUCGAUGGGUUCUGCAGGACCAGGGACUUGCCGAGAGCUUGGAAGGUUCUCGUGCAGAUGGUCGAAAAGGGCGUCUGUCCUAAUUAUCUGGUAUGGGAAUGUCUGCUUCGGUGUCUAACUCAAGAUACAGCGUGGUCGGAGAGCGAUCACAUAUCUCGUAUUUGUAACUUAUCACAGCAAGAUACCGAGACUUAAUUCUUUUGGCUAACUAUUUGUAGCUAGCUUGGAAUCUGCUUUCUUCUUCUUCAAUACUGGAAUUGAACCGACAGCUCAACCGUAUUUAAACA